AUGUCUUCUCAUACUACUUCUCUUAACAUCAUGGUCUUAGACUCUUCUUUAUGGCAGAAGGCUAAAGAAAUUCUUACGAAAGAAUCGAAUGUUCAAGAGGUACGUUGCCCCGUCACUGUCUGUGGAGAUGUCCACGGUCAAUUCCACGACCUUAUGGAACUCUUUAGAAUUGGUGGGAAAUCACCAGACACAAAUUACCUGUUCAUGGGAGACUACGUAGACAGAGGCUAUUAUUCGGUGGAAACGGUGACUCUUCUAGUAGCAUUGAAGGUGCGUUACCCGGAACGCAUUACAAUACUGAGGGGCAAUCACGAAAGCAGGCAAAUUACACAAGUGUAUGGCUUUUAUGAUGAGUGUCUGCGCAAGUACGGCAACGCCAACGUCUGGAAGUAUUUCACAGAUCUGUUCGAUUAUCUUCCGCUUACAGCUCUAGUAGAUGGCCAGAUAUUCUGUCUCCACGGUGGCCUCUCUCCAUCCAUAGAUACACUGGAUCAUAUCAGAGCUCUCGACCGCCUGCAGGAGGUUCCACACGAGGGUCCUAUGUGUGAUCUGUUAUGGUCGGAUCCGGAUGAUCGCGGCGGCUGGGGUAUAUCUCCGCGUGGUGCUGGCUACACGUUCGGGCAGGAUAUUUCCGAAACAUUUAACCACGCCAAUGGUCUCACACUGGUCUCCCGUGCUCACCAACUCGUCAUGGAGGGUUACAAUUGGUGCCACGACCGAAAUGUGGUUACCAUUUUCAGCGCGCCCAAUUACUGUUACCGUUGUGGGAACCAGGCUGCUAUCAUGGAACUAGACGACACUUUAAAAUAUUCCUUCCUCCAGUUUGACCCAGCACCUCGUCGUGGAGAGCCUCAUGUUACCCGUCGUACCCCAGACUACUUCCUAUAAACCUCUCCUAACCUUUGUAGAAGGAAGUACACCUGGCAUUUUAAAAAAAAGAGCAACAAUAUUUACACGUUUCUGUAAGAAAUCAGGGUUCGUCUCAACUUCAAAUCCCCAUCAUGGACCAAAAUGUGCCAUACAGAGGACGAAGAGCGUUUAGCACAACUUGAGACUGAAUUCCUUAAAACACUAUGUAUAUCCUAGACCCAUCAGUCCAACAGUCAGUUUGCCUGCUGUAUUUGUAGUCAUUGGGUUUGCGUUUUGGUUUUGUUUUUUUUUCCUCCUUCUGGACUGUUCAGAGAAGUAACUCUAAUAAUACCACCUCCAUCUCGCUUCUUUGUAAAUUUUUUAGUUCUAGUGUUUAACUGGCGUGAAUUAGAGUUUAUUUGCGAGGGAGAUGCACACUAACUUCUUCCCCCUCCACACACACUUUAUUUUACUGAAACAUCGAUUGACUUAACUGGAGAAAG
This is a messenger RNA of Apaloderma vittatum (bar-tailed trogon), 1352 nucleotides long. Its product is annotated as serine/threonine-protein phosphatase 2A catalytic subunit beta isoform-like. The record is from RefSeq and is a predicted model, not a curated record. Gene Ontology annotation, cellular component: cytosol. Bases 1 to 888 code for a protein of 295 amino acids. Gene Ontology annotation, biological process: mitotic cell cycle; peptidyl-serine dephosphorylation. NCBI's taxonomy places the organism in Eukaryota, Metazoa, Chordata, Aves, Trogoniformes, Trogonidae. Gene Ontology annotation, molecular function: protein serine/threonine phosphatase activity. The transcript has 7 exons.